AUGAAAGCCGCCUCGGCCGACCCUUUUGGCCAGAUCCUCAAGGACCUGGUCCUCAUUGCCAUCAGCAUUGCCUUCGUCCCCUUAACCACGACCAUCCUCGCCCUAAGCUAUGCGUGGCAGCGCUUCCUGCGUCCCAGCCCGGCCUUCGACCCCGCCGCCGCCACGGACCGCCAACAACAGCAGCGCCGCACCAUCCUCGUCACCGGCGUCGGUAUGACAAAGGGCCUCACCCUCGCACGACUGUUCCACCAAGCCGGCCACCGUGUCGUAGGCGCUGACUUCUCCCCCCAUGCCUGCGGCAGCCGGUCCGCCGCCCUCGCCGCCUACCACGUCCUCCAGAAGCCCGGCCGAGCCGGAGGCGGCGCCGACCCGUACCUCGACUCGGUGCUGCGGAUCGUGGAGCGGGAAAAAGUCGACCUCUGGGUCAGCUGCUCGGGCGUCGGUUCCGCCGUCGAGGAUGGCGUCGUCAAGGAGGUCGUCGAGGCCCGCACGCGGUGCCGUGCCGUGCAGCCCGACGUCGCGCGCACCCGGAUCCUGCACGAGAAAGAUUCCUUCAUGGAUCACACGCGGGAGACGGGCCUGCGCGUGCCAGAGUCGUACCUCGUCACGAGCCGCCACGAGAUGCUGGCCGCGCUGGAAGAGGCGUCGGGGGGUCUGUCCUACGACGCCGAGUCCGAAACCACCGCAAAGAACAACAGGAAGCCGCCGCCGCGCUUCAUCGCAAAGUCGGUGGGCGUCAACGACCGCGGCCGCGGCGACAUGACGCUGCUGCCGCUGCCGACGGAGAAGCAGACGUACGACCACGUCUACAACCUCGAGUGGCUCGGCCUGUCGGACAAGGAGCCCUGGCUGCUGCAGGAGUACAUCGACGGCGACGAGUUCUGCACGCACGCGCUCGUGGUCCGCGGGGAGGUGAGGGCGUUUGUGGCGUGCCGCUCGGCGGAGCUGCUGAUGCACUACGUCGCGCUGCCCGCCGCGUCGCCGCUGUCGAGGGCGAUGCUCGAGUUUACGCGGAAGCAGGCCGCGUCGUUUGGGGAUGCGUAUACGGGCCACCUAAGUUUCGAUUUCAUGGUGAGCGAUGAGGACGUUGCUGCGGCGGCGGCGGACGAAUGUAGGCCUGAGCAGCUGAAGCUGUAUCCGAUCGAGUGUAACCCGCGGGCGCAUACCGCUGUUGCGCUGUUUGGAGAGACUCCAGACAUGGUAGAGCAGUACCUGAGCGUCCUGGACGAGACGGGAGCCUCUAGGGGUAGUUCGGAGACGGAUGUGGUGUCGCCGAGGAGGCCGGCCAAGUACUACUGGAUUGGGCACGACCUCUUCACGCUGCUGCUGCUGCCCACGGCGAGGGUGCUUCUCUUCCGGAUGUCGAUUGCGGCGUACUGGCGGUCUGUAACGACGUUUGUCGAGCACGUGCUGUUCUGGAAGGACGGCACCUUUGAGCUGUGGGAUCCGUUGCCGGCGUGGUGGCUCUAUCAUGUCUACUGGCCCAUGACGUUCUGGGACUGCGUCGUGAACCGGCGGAGCUGGAGCCGGAUCAAUGUGAGCACUACAAAGAUGUUUGAGUGCGAUUGA
Molecule: messenger RNA, 1569 nt
Organism: Colletotrichum fioriniae
Lineage: Eukaryota; Fungi; Ascomycota; Sordariomycetes; Glomerellales; Glomerellaceae
Molecular function (GO): metal ion binding; ATP binding
Source: RefSeq, a predicted model, not a curated record